Molecule: messenger RNA, 8042 nt
Organism: Anguilla anguilla (European eel)
Lineage: Eukaryota; Metazoa; Chordata; Actinopteri; Anguilliformes; Anguillidae
Gene: lrrk2
Product: leucine-rich repeat kinase 2
Exons: 52
Coding region: 37-7632 (2531 amino acids)
Biological process (GO): protein phosphorylation
Cellular component (GO): plasma membrane
Molecular function (GO): ATP binding; protein kinase activity; protein binding
Source: RefSeq, a predicted model, not a curated record
UUUGCACUCUGUUAGGAAAGAAGUGCACCAGAGAGCAUGGUUAACAAAGAGGAAUUAGAAGUAAAACUGAAAAAACUUGUCGUGAGAUUAAAAAAUGUGCAAGAACGAAAGCAGCUCGGCACUUUGGUGCAGAUCAUUGAAGAUCUUCUUUACCUGGCACAAAACGAUGAGUGGGCGGCAGAUCUGUUUGAAGAAAAGGAAGUUCACUCUCCUCUGAUGGUGGUGCUGUCAUCUUACAUCAACAGUCACGAUGUGCAGCAGGUGGGGUGGUCACUCCUCUGUCGACUGUUGGAAAUAUGCCCCGGGACCCUGGAGAAGCUGGCAAGGCCACUGAGUGCUGGCAAGGACUGGGAGGUACUGGGAAUACAUCAGCAGAUCCUCAAGGUGUUGUCACUUCACAGUGGACAGUGCAAACUCAUGACAGUGGGCCUUCGAGUUUUGACGUUCCUCCUAAAAUCAGAUGUGAUCAUGUUGACGUGUUUGGAGGACGAUAUGGACAUCUUUGACUUGAUUCUCAGCGCUAUGACAACUUUCUCCACCAAUGAGGAGGUUCAGACCCAUGGCUGCAGGUCACUGCAGCUACUUCUGGAGCAGGUUGCCGAUGUGCACCUAGUGGAGUUUGUGGAGAGAGGGGACCACAGCGUGGUUCUGAGUGUGGUUCGAAUGUUCCAGAACAAUGAAGAUUUGGUUCUACAGGCGCUGAAAGUUCUACUGCCUUUAGCAGGCCCAGCCAGUAAUGUGGAGAUCCUGGUGUCUGGAAAUGAACGAUGUUACAGCCUGAUAAACCAAGUCAUGCAGGCUUUCCCACACCAUCAGCUCCUGCAGGAGGUCGGGUGCUGCCUGUUCCAGAAAUUCAUCUCAUUAGAGAGUUGUUACAACAUCCUGGUUCUAAAUGGAGUGCACAGGAUGAUCGCCAGAGCAUGCUUCAUGUACCCAGAGAACGCGCGACUUCAGACGCCUGCCCUGUCCUGUCUGGCUGCCCUCACUGAAACAAUAGUGCAGAAUAAAGGACUUGCAGAAGAGGAGGAAGUGGAGGAGUUGUCCUGGUUGGAUGCUUGCUGCACAGCACUGGAAUUUCACACAGGUGAUCCUCUGGUUCAGGAGGCUGCAUGUUUGGCUCUAAACAGCCUUCUGGUUCAGGACCCUCGGCUUCACCAGAGGUUUGGGGAUCAAGAUGAGAGGGCUCCCGUCCACAGGCAGGUGAUGGCGGCCAUGCUGCUGCACUCUGGCUGUCGCGGCUUGUUCCAGGCCGCAGCCGCCGCUCUGGGAACACUCAUCGACCACAACAGUAAAAUUCCGGCUCUCUUGCUGUCCAAUGGGAUCCAUAUCAACAUUUUGGAAAUAAUGAAGAAGUACAACUCCUGCCCUGAAAUUUCUGAAAGUUCCUGCAGGUUGCUACAUAAACUCUUCCAGGGACGGACUGCAAGUCUGGAUGAGGUCAUUAUGGCCAUGAAUGAGAUCUUGAGGGCCAUGAGGACCCAUAACUUUCUGCCGGAGGUCCAGCUGGAAGCCUUGAGGGCCAGUCUGGCCUUCCUCAACCCUGACAGAAGACUGAGGGAGCAUGGCGUCUCAGUGGCAGACCCUGACACAGCAGACGUCUCACUGAAGGUGUUGAAGAACCAGUGUGUGGUGGAGGGUGCUCACACUGUGUUCUUGGAGGCUCUCAACCGGUUUAUUGGAAGUCCACAAAUCCAGGAUUGUGGGUUGAGAGUUCUCACUGCACUUGCUGACUGCUCUGGUGCAGUGGAGCUGAUGUGCCAGCAGGGGGCGAUAGAUACCGUUCUACACACACUCCAGAUGUUCCCCGUAGUGAGAGAAAUACACUACUGGGGUCUGAGUCUGCUUCAGUACCUCAUAGCCAAGAAGAAUUUAUCCAGAAUGAUUGUCCCUGUUUUGGCUUCUGUUGUUGUGGACACUUUGAGGCUGUACAGAGAGGAUGCAGAGAUACAGCUGAAGGGCUUCCAGGUGGCUUGGAAGCUGAUGGACACCUCUUCCGAUGCGGCCCUGGAGCUGGAGAGAGAGGCGUUUGACAGAGAGCUGUUCCUCCAGCUGAGAUCGAGCUCCUCUGAACUGCGGAACGACCCACUGCACCAGGCGAGCUGCCUGUGCCUCUCCAAGAUGGCUGCCGACAGUAACAUCAGAUAUGUCAUGCUGGAAAAGGCAUGUCUGGACGGCGAUGUCAUCAUGGCAGAGUGUCUGAUUCACCUGGGGGCUGACAUCAACAGGAAAACAAAGACAGAGUCUCUCAUUUACCUGGUGUGUGAGAGGGGCGGCCCGCUGGAGCUGGUGGACCUCCUCCUGUCCAGCGGGACCCACGAGCAGAACCUGCGCAGCGCCCUGACCGUCAGCGUCCGCAAGCGGGACGGUCCCGUGGUCAGCCUCCUGCUGGGGAAGCUGGGGCUGGACCUGAACAACAGCGCCCUCUGCCUGGGGGGCUUCCGCCUGGGGGACAUCGAGGCCUCCUGGCUCAGACCGCUGUUCUCCGAGCGCAGGUCCUCCAGCCUUCGGAGAGCGACCAGUAAAGGUGCUUCACUGGGCAAGCAGGUGUCAUCCUGUCAGAAAAGAAGAGUUCAUUUUCAGAAGAGGUCAACAGACGCAUACUCCACUGGGUACCUGUCUGAUGAGAGCGAUGACAGCAGCCUCUUCUCCCUGGACGACAGCUUGGUCUUCCCCAACGAGGACAUGGAGAGUGACGGAAGUGAUGGACUCCCUCGCUUGAAGAGUCCCCAGUGUGACAUGUCUGAGGAGUUGUCUGGACCGCUAGCGAACCGACAGCAACGACGCCGCAGUCAUGCUAGUGCUGAGGGAGGAAGCACGGAUUCUGAAACAAAUGAGCUUCGUCAGCAGAGAUGUUUGAGGAUAUCGCCAAAUCAGAGAGGUAAUUAUUCCCCUGUCCUGGGCUCAGUGGAGAGCCCCUCGCAGUCAGGCCCCGCCUCUCUGAGUGGGGACAGAGAACGCAUUCGGUUGCUGGACCUUUCAGGGAAUGAGCUUGACUCUCUGUGCUGCUUGCUGGGAGAGGGCAUGGUCCAACAGCACCUGGAGCACCUGGUCCGACUCGAGCUGAGCCAAAACAACUUGUCGGAAUUCCCCUCUGGCCUCUGUGAGAGUCUGAGAAGCGUGACACGCCUGGAUCUCCAUAGUAACCGUCUGCAGUCACUGCCAGCAGGAAUCUUGGGCCUGCCUGCGCUGAGCAUGCUCAAUGUGUCCAGGAAUUGUGUGGGGCCGCUACUGUCUCUGGACCCUACUGCUAGAUGCCCCUCCCUGAGACAGCUCAGCCUGGCUUUCAACCACAUCACUGUUUUCCCAGACCAGCUGGGCCAGGUCCUCAACAAACUAGAGGAGCUCUCGUUUGAAGGGAAUAAAAUUACAGAGCUCUAUUCCCCUCUCUGCCUUCCUGAAUUGAAGCUUCUGGAUGUCAGUAAAAACAACAUUGAAAAGAUUUCUCUGGACUUCCUGUCUAGCUGUGUCAAGCUAGAGACUUUCAAUGCAUCAACAAACAAGCUAUGUAAUUUGUCUCAUUUGCCAUCAAAGAUCACAACAUUGAAAUUGUCUCACAAUAACUUCAGCUGCAUUCCAGAUGUAAUUAUCCAGCUUCCAUGUUUACGAUCGGUGGACAUGAGAAACAAUGACAUCACGGCCCUCCCAGGACCCUCGGCGUGGGUGUCGGCCAGUCUCACGGAGUUAAUCUUCAGCAACAACCGGAUCGGUGCUCUGGAUCUCAGUGGACCGGUCCACAAGUGGGCCAGACUGGAGAAGCUGCACCUUGCCAAUAACAAGCUGACAGAGAUCCCCCCUCAGAUUGGCCUGCUGGAAGACCUGACCUCUCUGGAUGUCAGCCGAAACGCCGGCCUGCGCUCCUUUCCGGAUGAGAUGGGGAAGCUGGGGCGGCUGUGGGACCUGCCGCUGGACGAGCUUCGGCUUGACCUGGACCUCAAGCUCAUCGGCAGCAAGACCAAGGACAUCAUCAGGCACCUGCAGCAGCGCCUGAAGAAGGCCGUGCCCUACCACAGGAUGAAGCUGAUCAUCGUAGGGAAUUCUGGGAGCGGGAAGAGCACGCUCGUCCACCAGCUGAUGAAAAUGAAGAGGUCCCAGUCGCGGGCCGACCGGCCCUCCGUUGGCAUCGACGUCAGAGACUGGACCGUCCGGGACCGAGACAGGAAGAACAUGGUGCUGAACGUGUGGGACUUUUCAGGAGGGGAGGAAUACAACAGCUCGCACCCCCAUUUCAUGACCCCCAGAGCGCUGUACAUGGUGGUAUAUGACCUGAGUAAGGGUGCGGCCGAGGUGGACGCCAUGAAGCCAUGGCUCUUUAACAUCAAGGCUGCGGCUCCCCUCUCCCCCGUUAUCCUGGUUGGCACGCACUUGGACGUGAGCGAGGAGCGCCACAUGCAGGCGUGUGUGGCAAAGAUCCGUGGGGAGCUCCUGAACCAGCAGAGCUUCCCUGUGAUCAGAGACCACUACAUGGUGACCGCCGGCGAAGAGUCCGACUCCCUGAGCAAACUGCGCAAGGCCGUCAUCAGAGAGGCAGCCGGCUUUAAGAUCCAGGGUCAGCCUGUCAUGGGUCAGCUCAUCCCAGAAAGCUACCUGGAGCUGGAGAGGAGGGUCCUGAAGGAGAGGGAGAGGGUGGCCCCGGAGUUCCCCGUCCUGCACCAGCAGAACCUCCUGGAGAUCAUCCAGGACAACCAGCUGCAGCUGGACGAGAGCGAGCUGCCCCAUGCAGUCCACUUCCUGAGCGAGGCUGGCAUCCUCUUGCACUUUGAGGACACUGCCCUCCAGCUUAGGGACCUCUACUUCAUCAACCCACAAUGGCUUUGCAGCAUACUGUCCCAGAUAUUGACACUGAAAUGCCCUGGAGUUUCUGGCCAAACCAAAGGAAUCAUGCAGCGCUCCGUGGUGGAGAAAUUCCUCUUCGAGAACAAGUGCUUCCCCAAAACAAACAUCGCUCAGUACUUCAAGCUCCUGGAGAAGUUCCUGAUCGCCCUGCCAUUUGGAGAAGACCAGCUUCUCAUCCCCAGCAGCUUGUCGGAACACAGGCCAGUGAUCGAGCUCCCUCACUGUGAGAAGUCGGAGAUGAUUGUUCGCCUGUAUGAGAUGCCUUAUCUUCCCAUGGGAUUCUGGCCCAGGCAGAUCAACCGCCUGUUGGAGGUGUCAUCCUCCCUUCUCUCCGGACGUGAAAAGGCCCUUCGACCAAACAGGAUUUAUUGGAGGAGGGGGAUCUACCUCAGCUGGUCUCCUGAAGCAUACUGCCUAGUGGAGUCUACUUCCCUGGAGAACUCCACUGAGAGCUUAGUCAGGAUCACCGUACCCUGUUCCAGCAAAGGUCGUGUUCUGCUGGGUCAGGUGGUUGACCACAUUGACUCUGUCCUGGAGGAGUGGUUCCCUGGCCUCCUCACCACUGAUAUCCAUGGCAACGGCGAGACGCUGCUGAAGAAGUGGGCUCUGUACAGCUUUGAGGAUGGGCAGCAGUGGAGCAGAAUGCUUCUGGAGGAGAUCUUCUCACACAUGGAUAAAGACGGUCUCUUGGUGAAUCCUCAGGAUCCGCGGUCCACGAUUCCCAUAGCCCAGAUCUCCCCGGAUCUGGUUCUGAGCGAUCAGCCCGCCUGUUUGAUUCUCAACAGUGAAGAGCUGGAGAUGGAUCUGUCUAAGGAGUACCUACUGGGUGAUGGAGGCUUCGGCGCAGUCUAUCGAGCAGUGUAUAAAAAUGAAGACGUCGCUGUGAAAAUUUUCAGCAAGCAUGCAUCGGACAUCUACCUCCACAGGCUCCUGAGACAGGAGCUGGCAGUGUUGGGGCGCCUGCGUCACCCCAGCCUGGUGUCUCUUCUCGCCGCUGGGACGUCCCCGCACAUGCUGGUGAUGGAGCUGGCCCCGCGGGGGUCCCUGGACUCGCUGUUCGAGCAUGAGAACGGCAGCCUGCACCACAAGCUGCAGCACAGGAUCGCCCUGCACGUGGCGGACGGACUCAGGUUUCUUCACGCGUCUAUGAUCAUUUACCGAGACCUGAAGCCUCACAACGUGCUGCUGUUCAACCUGAAGACAGACUCAGAGGUCAUCGCCAAGAUCACGGACUAUGGCAUCGCCCAGUACUGCGGCAGCAUGGGGGUCAGGACUUCAGAGGGGACUCCUGGGUUCCGAGCGCCCGAGGUUGCUCGCGGCGGUGUAAUCUACAAUCAGCAGGCGGACAUGUUCUCCUUUGGCCUCCUGCUGUAUGACCUCCUGACCUGCGGGGAGCGUAUCACAGAUGGGAUGAAGUUCCCCAGCGAGUUUGAGGAGAUCGCCGUUCAGGGGAAGCUGCCGGAUCCAGUGAAGCACUAUGGCUGCACUCCGUGGCCCAGGUUGGAGAGCCUGAUGAGGGAGUGCUUAAGGGAGAACCCCCAAGAUAGACCCUCAUCUCGACAGGUGUUUGACAGGCUGAACUCAGGAGAGCUUCUGUGCCUGAUGAAGGAGGUGAAGGUGUGUGGGGUGUCCAGCGCUGAGUGUUUCGCGGCAUCCUCUGGGGGAGGGAGCCCGCUCGUCUGGGUCGGCGGUGGGAGCAGCAGUCAGAGGCGGGGAUACGUCGCCUCCGUGGAGCUGGGAUCUGGCAAACUCGCCUCACAGCCGAUUGGCAGCAGUCCUGUCCUAUGCCUGGUGAUGGUGCCAGUCCCAGGAGAGUCAUUUGACUGGAUGGUGGCAGGAACACAGUCUGGUGCUCUGAUAGUCAUCAGCACAUUGGACGCAUCAAAACGACAUCAUCUGCAGAGCGUCGCUGAUGCUGUGACUUCACUCUUCUACCACUCACACCCUCAACACAGCAAAAAGAAGAAUUAUUUGUUAGUGGGGACUGCAGACGGAACACUGGCUGUUUAUGAAGAUUCAGUGAUUCAGUGUGAGAACGGUCAGCCCAUGAAGACAGUUCAGAUUGGGGACGUCAACACUCCACUGAUGGGUCUGGGCUCAUCGGGUCAUUCCCUGGACCGGACCACUGUCUGGGGAGGCUGCGGGACCCGAGUCUUGUCCUUCACUGAAGACUACGAUGUCCGGAAGACCAUCGAUACCAAACCAAACUACACGUACCCGCUGCAGAACAGGUGGAGCAGUGAGGGCAACAUCUCGCGCCUGGUGGUGGAGAAACAGGUGUACCUGAGCAAGGCAGGGGCGCAGGUGGUGGAGGUGUGGGAGAAGAAGAGUGAGAGGAUAAGCGAGCUCAUCGACUGCACACAGAUACUGACGUACGGUUCCAACAGAAGACCCAGGAAGUUGAGCACAGAGAGGGUUCAGGAGUCUGGACCCUCCUGGGCCAGUGUGAAAGCACUCCUAGUCCAACCCAAUGCCACACUCUGGAUUGGCACCAGAGGGGGUCAUGUGAUCCUGGUGGACCUGACGUCAUGCCAGCCACUCAGAGUGUUGCGCCACCUGUGCCAGUCUGUGCGGAGCAUAGCAGUGGCAUAUGUGGAAACACUCAACCCAAAGAAUGUGGUGCUGCUUUUGGGAAGAAGAGGUAGACCAUCCCAAGAUCAAGACAGCAGUCAGUGUGAUGAUGAAUCUGUCCUUCUUAUGUGGAACAGUGCUCUUCCUCUGGAGAUUAAAGACCUUCUCAAACACAGCGAGAUGAGAUCAGAGAUUGCAGAUAAAAUGAGAGCAUCACUGUACGACUGAGCUCUGGGACCUGAGCUAUAUUUGGAAAGAAAGACCUGCUUGAAGAUUAUUGGAGAGAAAUCUGCUAUACACAUGGGGAAAUUAGGUUUAAGUGAUUUUGUGUUAUUGCACAACUUUACAUUUGAUAUGCAUUGAAAAUGAAAAGGGACAGUAAUACUUAUGUUGUACAUUACAAGUUCCAUUAUAAAAAGCCCAAGAAAGCACUUUUACAGCAAAAUACAGAAUGCAACUGACAAUUAUGAUUUUAAUUUAUUUAUCAAUUGUAAAAAGCAUCUGCCAUGUUCUUGUGCAUGUUAAUAAGUACACCCAGUGCUGUUGUCUGUUAGCAGGCUUAAGUGGAUGGCAUAGUGUUUACUUUGUAUACAUUGUAAUUUGCAUGUGGUCACAAUAAACCAUGUUUUAUGCCAUUU